Geodia barretti is the source of this 324-nucleotide messenger RNA. The record is from the annotation of a GenBank genome assembly. NCBI's taxonomy places the organism in Eukaryota, Metazoa, Porifera, Demospongiae, Tetractinellida, Geodiidae.
AUGCCAGGGCUGGAUUGGCUCACCGGCUCCGGAAUUGAAUGGCUGCCUGCUGUCGGUUGGCAGCAGGCAGUCCAGUGGAUUACCCUUGCCCUAGUCGGGUUCGUAACCGGCGUCUUCGGCGUCCUUGUCGGCGCGGGUGGCGGCUUCAUCCUCGUCCCCAUCCUGCGUAUCUUCUUCGAUAAGGACCCCGCCAUAGUCGCGGGAACGGUACUUGCGCUCGUCGCCGCAAACAGCAUAUCCGGCGCCUUCGCCUACCGCUACAUGCGCGUCGUGGACAAGCGAGCGCAUACCUCUUUGCCGCCGCCGCAAUUCCCGGCUCCGUAA